Molecule: messenger RNA, 1011 nt
Organism: Fusarium graminearum PH-1
Lineage: Eukaryota; Fungi; Ascomycota; Sordariomycetes; Hypocreales; Nectriaceae
Exons: 2
Coding region: 1-1011 (336 amino acids)
Molecular function (GO): metal ion binding
Source: RefSeq, a predicted model, not a curated record
AUGAACCGCCAGCUUUUCCGCUCCAACAGCCAUCCGCCAGGUGCAUUCAUGAGCGGAUAUCCUGCUGGUGUGGCUUAUGGUAGUUUCCAACAAAACUCCUCCUAUCAGACAUCAGCACCACGGAACGUAGCAUCAGGCAACUGGCGAGGAUCUCAGCCGUCUGUCGAUGGCCAAGUCUCCCGUCUUCCUGGAGCCAACACAUAUCCUCCCAUGGGUUAUCCCUCUCAAGCACCCUCGCAAUUUUCCUCGGUCAACAACAAUGGCGGGCCAGUGAGCAUCUCCGACUGUCUCAAUGGCUUCGCGUAUUGCUUAAAGCGAUCUAAUGGUCGAUACACCAGACUGAUCCCGGCAGACAUGCUCCCAGCCCUGAACGAGCUCCCAGCAAGUCAGAUCAGUGCCCAGGGCAUGGUCCUUCUGCCUGACCUGAACAUGAAUCCGCCUCAGGGGAUUAUCGGCAUGAACCAACCUGUAACGUUUAAGAACAAGAUUGACCAUAUAGUCGCGAAAACCUCGCCUGCUCAGCAGCGCCCAACCAAGAUCUACUGCGACAAAUGGAUCCACGAUGGAACAUGCGCGUUUACCCAGCAAGGAUGCAAGUACAAACACGAGAUGCCCUUGGACAAGGCCACACAACAGUCUCUUGGGCUGUUCCAUGGCUUUCCAAAGUGGUGGAGAGACCAUCAAGAACAGCUGCAAAAGCAGCACAACAAGAACUCGUCUACUACACGCAGCCAACCUGUCCUCCAAAUAGAUUGGCGAGGUGACAGUGACGAGGAUACGGACAACGCCAUUGCGAUUCAAGCCCCGAUUGGCGCAGAGAGACUCCAGCCGCCUUUAAAGGGUGACAGCCUCUCUCAAACCCACGAGGGUAUGUCCACCAUUGUUGAAGAGCGCCCGAGAACAGGGUCAGAGACAGACUGUGCUGUUAGCCCCUCGACAGUCCAGGGUCGGCACGGGUCGUCAUCGCGAUCCUCUACUGGCUCGCUUGAUCAUGCUUAUAAUAACCGCUAG